AUGUGCGAUGCGCUCUCAUCAUCAGCGACUUUCCUCGGCGGAGACGUUGAGCUCGUCUUUGACUCUUUGGCGGCACUGACACUAUCAUGUACGAUCGCGCGGCCCUCACUAGCCACCGCGAUACAACUACUGGGCCGCGUCUCUGACCGGCCUGUGAUUCAAUAUCAUGACAGCAGCGGCACGGGCAGACAACAGGACCGAGGAUGUCUGGUCAAGAUCAAAAUGGGGCCGGAUGAUCUAGGCGGUCACCUGGAAAGACUCGUGGCCAAGUGUCUUGAGGACUACCAACGGGAGCUGGACAUGGACGUUAUGGCUGAAACGGUCACAGCUCAAUACCAGAUACCACACUCUAGGCCAACCCCUAAAGCAAGUAGCUCGUUGUCGGGAGAUUCCACCUCUUCGGCUUGGGACUAUAGCGAGAACUUUGAUUUCGAUGCUUUCAUGGCCCCUGGCCAGCACGACGACUUCCAGGGCCUAGACCAGGGCUCCUUCUGGGACACCAACCAGGAAGGUCUCUGGGACCCCAGCUACCUCGCUGACGAGAUGAACUGCCUCGAUGACAUGCCUGUCAUUGGACCGGAGUUCGACUUCAACCUCGACACUAGCCUACCGCUGCUGCCUGAAUGGUCACUACGCGUUCGGCGUUGA
Molecule: messenger RNA, 648 nt
Organism: Anthostomella pinea
Lineage: Eukaryota; Fungi; Ascomycota; Sordariomycetes; Xylariales; Xylariaceae
Source: the annotation of a GenBank genome assembly